Molecule: messenger RNA, 1055 nt
Organism: Pteropus alecto (black flying fox)
Lineage: Eukaryota; Metazoa; Chordata; Mammalia; Chiroptera; Pteropodidae
Gene: TXNL4A
Product: thioredoxin like 4A
Exons: 5
Coding region: 125-592 (155 amino acids)
Biological process (GO): mRNA splicing, via spliceosome
Cellular component (GO): U5 snRNP; U4/U6 x U5 tri-snRNP complex; spliceosomal complex
Source: RefSeq, a predicted model, not a curated record
AGCGCGCGCACGGAGGACGCACGCACGGCGGGGGCGCGCACGCACACGUCGGCGCGCGUCCACGUCCGGGGGACGGCUGCGCGGGAAUCCCUGUGUCGCCGGAGAGGCCGUUUCAGUCGCCAGGAUGUCGUACAUGCUCCCGCACUUGCACAACGGCUGGCAGGUGGACCAGGCCAUCCUUUCGGAGGAAGACCGAGUGGUCGUCAUCCGCUUUGGACACGACUGGGACCCCACGUGCAUGAAAAUGGACGAGGUUCUGUACAGUAUAGCCGAAAAGGUUAAAAAUUUUGCAGUUAUUUAUCUUGUGGAUAUUACAGAAGUACCUGACUUCAACAAAAUGUAUGAGUUAUACGAUCCGUGUACUGUCAUGUUUUUCUUCAGGUUAAUUUGUAUCCAUGACUUAUGGGCUUUGCAGCGAAGGGAAAUGUGGGAACGGAUUCUGGCCACGUACACAGGGCCUAUGCGGGUGGCAGUGGGAAGAAGAAACCAGAUAGCGCCUUCCAGACCUGGCUUGAUGUUUCUCCAGCUUAACGUCCAAGUUUAUCACUUACGACGUGUGCUUCCCACAAGCUGCAGGACAUGGUGCCGCUGACAGUGUGCACUGCAGUGAGGACCUCUCUCCUCCGUGACUGCGAUGCACUCUGUUUUCUCCCGGGCCCUCGCCAGAGGCGUUUCUGCUGCCAGGCUAGUCAAGGAGUGCAGGCCUUUUCCACCAUGCUCCUCAAAACCCCAACUCCUUCAGGGGCGUCGCGAGGGCUUUCUCAGACCCUGCCUGCCCCUGAGGGGCAGAGGGCUGUGCUGGGGAGGGAGCUGCAGAAGGAAGUCGGGGCAGUGUGUUGGUGUCGUGGGCCUGGUGCCGCUCCCAUGAGAGGUGGCGAUCCGCCUCGUCCUGUCUCUGCCGCCCGGAAUCCUGAGCCAAGCAGCGUCAGCGCUGGAGUUCACGCGUCCACCAGACACGUGUCUUGACUUCCACCAGGCCUUGUGGCCUGGUGCUGGGACGUCAUCAGAUAAGACAGGGUUCGCACUGUCACAGACCUUCACCUGAUGGCCACUGC